AUGUGGGAAGGACUGAAGCGAGUUCUGAAUGGCUACAGCCUUGAGGGGUGCCUGUCCUUGCUGGUGACGGUCCAGCACACAGAACGCUAUGUCACCCUGUUUGCCUCCGUUGUCCUCAAAUGUGACUACACCACUUCUGCCCAGCUGCAAGACGUGGUGGUGACGUGGCGCUUCAAGUCCUUCUGCAAGGACCCCAUCUUUGACUACUACUCUGCGUCAUACCAGGCAGCUUUAUCCCUGGGUCAGGACCCAUCCAAUGACUGCAAUGACAACCAGCGGGAAGUUCGCAUCGUGGCCCAGCGGCGGGGGCAGAAUGAACCGGUGCUGGGGGUGGAUUACCGGCAGCGCAAGAUCACCAUCCAGAACCGAGCAGAUCUUGUGAUCAAUGAAGUGAUGUGGUGGGAUCAUGGAGUAUAUUAUUGUACCAUUGAGGCUCCGGGGGACACAUCAGGAGACCCAGAUAAGGAGGUGAAGCUCAUUGUCCUGCACUGGCUGACAGUGAUCUUCAUCAUCCUGGGAGCCUUCCUCCUCCUUCUGUUGAUUGGAGUAUGCUGGUGCCAGUGCUGUCCUCAGUAUUGCUGCUGCUACAUCCGCUGCCCCUGCUGUCCCACCCGUUGCUGCUGCCCGGAGGAAGCCCUGGCCCACCACCGCUACAUGAAGCAGGCUCAGGCCCUAGGUCCUCACAUGAUGGAAAAACCCCUGUACUGGGGGGUGGACAGGAGCUCCCAGGUCUCAUCUUACCCAAUGAACCCACUGCUGCAGCGAGAUUUGUCCCGACAGUCCAGCCUUCCACAGAUGCCAAUGACCCACACCGCUGUUCACCCUCCCAUCACCAAUGGUGUCCUGGAGUAUUUGGAGAAAGAACUGCGGAACCUCAACCUGGCCCAGCCUCUGCCCCCUGACCUCAAAGCCAGAUCUGGCCACCCCUGCAGCAUGCUGUCCUCCCUGGGCUCCGAGGUCGUGGAACGCAGGAUCAUCCACCUGCCCCCACUGAUCAGAGACCUGCCAUCCUCACGGAGGACCAGUGACUCCUCACGCCAGCAGUGGCUCACACCAAUUCCAACCAGACCAUGGGAUCUGAGGGAGGGGAGAAGGCAACACCAUUACUCUGAUUUCUACCACGAGCUCCAGGACCAGGUGCCAAAGCCCUGGGCAUUAGAGAGAAGGGAGCUGAACUACCCAGGGAGUGGAAGGCACCAUGGCCCCAGGCUGAACAGGUCACCCAUACCCUGUUCAGACAGGGACAGCCUCAGCGAUGGCCCCUUGUCCAGUGAGGCACACUGGCGGCCCAGCCGACCUCCUCUCAGAAACCACUGUAGGGAGAGGCCCCGCAGGCCCAGCCACCGGGAGAGCACCCAGAGGCACGGGAGACGCAGGCACCGCAGCUACUCCCCUCCCCUGCCCUCUGGCCUCAGUUCUUGGAGCUCUGAGGAGGAGAAGGAGAGGCAGCCCCAGAGUUGGGUCUACCGCCACCGCUCACGUUCCCCAAACUGGCCCGAGGAGAAGCCACCCAGCUACCGCUCACUGGAUGUCAUUCCAGUCAAGAAUGGCAGGAAAAAAGGGAGUGUGGAGAGGCGCUCGGAGAGAGGGAGCUCCCAUAGUGGAAGGAGUGUCAUCAUUUAG
Molecule: messenger RNA, 1623 nt
Organism: Cynocephalus volans (Philippine flying lemur)
Lineage: Eukaryota; Metazoa; Chordata; Mammalia; Dermoptera; Cynocephalidae
Gene: ILDR1
Product: immunoglobulin like domain containing receptor 1
Exons: 8
Coding region: 1-1623 (540 amino acids)
Cellular component (GO): plasma membrane
Molecular function (GO): high-density lipoprotein particle receptor activity
Source: RefSeq, a predicted model, not a curated record